AUGGCGCCCGCCACCGCCGUGCAGGCGCGCGGCGCCUGGCGCCUGCGCGCGCUGGUCGCCGCGCUGCUGGCGCUGGUGCUGAGCCGCCGCGCGCGCGGGGCCCUGGAGGCGCUGGUCAGGCAGCUCCUGGGCCGGGCGGCGCUCCGGCUGGUCAGCGCAGCGCGCCCUGUGCGCAAGAAUUUCUUGGAGGACGGCGGAGCCGCUGGGUGCAGGCCCGCGCAGACCGCUGCCGCAGGCGCCUUCGACUUCGCGGGAAGUUUCUCCGAGUUUGGAGAAGUGUUGCCGCCGUGGCUUCGAGCAGGCCUUCGCCAGUCCAGCUUCGAGAGGUUGAAGCCCAUCCAGGGGAAGGUGCUGCCGCUGGCGCUGGCGGGGAAGGACGUCGUCGGCAUAGCCCCCACGGGCUCCGGGAAGACGCUGGCCUUCCUGGUGCCCGCGCUUGUCCACGCGGCGGGCCAGGCGCCGCCGAGCCGCUUGCAGGACGGCCCGCUGGCGCUGGUGCUGGCGCCCACGCGCGAGCUGGUGGUCCAGAUCGGGCUCGUGGCCGAGAGCCUGCUGAGGCCCAGCUGGGGCCAGGGCCAGGCGCAGCGCGGCCCCCGCCACAGCGCGCAGGCCGGCGCCGGCGCGGAGGGCCUCAGCUGCGCGGUGCUCUACGGCGGCACGCGCAGGGUGGAGCAGCUGGACCAGCUGCGCCGGCAGAGGAGGGUGCACAUCGUCGUGGCGACGCCGGGGCGGCUGCUGGAUCUGGUGUGCAACUUCUCCGCGUUCCGCCUGCGCCGCGUGUCCUUCUUCGUGCUGGACGAGGGCGACCGCAUGCUCGACUUUGGCUUCGAGGAGGACAUCACGAGGAUCUCUGCCGAGAUCCGGCCCGACCGCCAGAUGCUGUUCUUCUCGGCCACCUGGCCGCCCGAGGUGGAGCAGGCCGCCUGCCGCCUGUGCAGCCGCGGGGGCCUGGCGGAGAAGGUCUUCGCCCGCCCCGAGGACGAGGCGCACGACGACCUGGCGACCGACGGCCUCGGCGGCGGCGCCGAGGGCUCUGGGCAGAGCGGUCUCGCGCUGCCCCCGCGGGUGAUCACGCAGACGAUCGAGGUGAUCGAGAGCAGCUUCGGCGACUGGGACAGGGGGCGCGGGCCUAUGCGCAAGAAGCUUCCGCUGCUGCUGCGCCACCUGGAGGGCGCCCUCGGUGGCGAGGUCGGCGCGCCGCCGGGGAAGGCGCUGAUCUUCGUGCGGACCCGCGUGGCGGCGGAGGAGCUCGGGGAGGAGGUCGCGCACCACUUCGGGCUGCAGCGCUGCGGCGUGAUGCACGGGGCGCGGAAGCAGGAGCAGCGAGAGUCCACCCUGGCCGCGUUCCGCAACGGCCACAUCAGCGCGCUCGUGGCGACAGACGUACUGGGCAGAGGUGUGGACAUUCCAGGCGUGACGCACGUGAUCAUCUUCGAUUUCCCCGACGACAUCGAGACCUACGUGCACCGGGUGGGCCGCACUGGCCGGAACGGGCAGCCCGGCGCCUCCGUCGCUUUCUUCGAGCCGCAGCCGUGGCUGCCCGACCUGCCCCGCGAGUUGGCGGAGAUCUUGCGUGCUUGCGAGCAGGAGAUCCCCUUCGCGCUCGCCAAGGAAAUCCGAGGGCUGCCCGUGGGCGGCGCCGGCGGCCUCGAGGGCCCGUGGCCAGUCCAGCACUCGGGCGAGGCGCCCCCGCUGGAGGAGCGCGGCGCGCCGGAGCUCGCGGGCGCGGCGGAGUUGUGCGAGUGGGACGCGGGCGGCGCCCGCGUCUGGGGCUACUCGGCCAACGGGGGCGUGAGCGAGCAGGGCCGCGUGGAGCUGCGCGCUGGCGGGAUCCUGCGGACGACCUGGGGCUGGGGCGAGUGGCACUUGGUGGACGCACCGCUGGGCGGCCCCAAGGACGCCGGCGCCGCGCCGGGCCACAACCUGGUUCUGUCCUGGAACGGCGUCGACGACGAGGUUGCGCUCGGGGCCAGCGGCAUGGACUUCCAGCUCGUCUCGAGGAACGGGCGGCCGUCGCACACCCUGAAGAAGCAGACCCUGGGGCGGGCCCUGCCGGACGUGAGCCUCUGA
This is a messenger RNA of Prorocentrum cordatum, 2070 nucleotides long. NCBI's taxonomy places the organism in Eukaryota, Dinophyceae, Prorocentrales, Prorocentraceae. The record is from the annotation of a GenBank genome assembly.